This is a messenger RNA of Notolabrus celidotus (New Zealand spotty), 5178 nucleotides long. It is a transcript of the gene trim23, whose product is annotated as tripartite motif containing 23. The transcript is spliced from 11 exons. Gene Ontology annotation, cellular component: lysosomal membrane; cytoplasm; plasma membrane. Gene Ontology annotation, molecular function: zinc ion binding; GTP binding; GTPase activity. Gene Ontology annotation, biological process: vesicle-mediated transport; intracellular protein transport. Lineage: Eukaryota; Metazoa; Chordata; Actinopteri; Labriformes; Labridae. The record is from RefSeq and is a predicted model, not a curated record. The coding region runs from base 55 to 1794 and encodes 579 amino acids.
GUCCUGUUGGGAUUGUCCUCUCGCUCCUGCUCUGUACUCUUCGUGUGGUUCAGAAUGGCCGCUGCUGCAGGAAUAAACAAGCAGGGCUCCGUAGCGACGAUGGAGCCAUGUAUCCGACACGGGAGAGGAGCCAGUGGGAGCACAGUGAAGGUGCUGGAGUGCGGUGUGUGCGAGGACGUCUUCUCUCUCCAGGGUGACAAAGUCCCUCGCCUCCUGCUGUGCGGUCACACGGUGUGUCACGACUGUCUAACCAGGUUGCCCCUGCACGGCAGAGCGGUCCGCUGCCCCUUCGACAGACAGGUCACUGAGCUGGGUGAUUCUGGCGUUUGGGGUCUGAAGAAAAACUUUGCCCUGCUGGAGCUCCUGGAGCGGCUCCAGAAUGGAGCGUCGAACCAGUCCGGGAUGGCGGAGGACGCCCUGAAGGGGAUGGGAGAAUGUAUAAUCCGCUGUGAUGAGGACGAGAGCCACACCGCCUCCAUGUACUGCACCGUGUGCGCCACCCACCUGUGCGCCGAGUGCUCCCAGCUCACCCACUCCACCCGCACGCUGGCCAAACACCGCCGGGUGCCGCUGGCCGACAAGCCUCACGAGAAGACCCUCUGCCUGCAGCACCAGGUCCACGCCAUUGAGUUCGUGUGCCUGGAGGAGCCGUGCCAGUCCGGGCCUCUCAUGUGCUGCGUGUGCAAGGAGUACGGCAAGCACCAAGGACACAAGCAUGCUGUUCUGGAGACCGAAGCCAAUCAGAUCCGUGCGUCCAUCUUGGACAUGGCGCACUGCAUCCGCACCUUCACAGACGAGGUGUCCGAGUACUCCAGGAAGCUGGUGGGCAUCGUGCAGCAGAUCGAGGGCGGAGAGCAGAUAGUGGAGGACGGAGUCGGCAUGGCACACACUGAGCAUGUCCCUGGCACGGCAGAGAGCGCUCGCUCCUGUGUCCGUGCGUACUUCGCAGACCUCCACGAGACUCUGUGUCGGCAGGAGGAGAUGGCGCUGAGCGUGGUGGAUGCUCACGUGAGGGAGAGGCUGAUCUGGCUCAGGCAGCAGCAGGAGGACAUGACCAUCCUGCUGUCUCAGGUGUCCACGGCCUGCCUGCACUGCGAGAAGACGCUUCAACAGGAUGACUGCAGAGUCGUCCUCGCCAAGCAGGAGAUCAACUGUCUGCUGGAGACUCUUCAGAAGCAGCAGCAUCAGUUCACAGAGCUGGCGGAUCACAUUCAGCUGGACGCCGGCAUCCCCGUCACCUUCACUAAGGACAAUCGAGUCCACAUCGGUCCAAAGAUGGAGAUCCGUGUCGUCACUCUGGGGCUGGAUGGAGCCGGGAAGACCACCAUCCUCUUCAAGCUGAAACAAGACGAGUUCAUGCAGCCGAUCCCGACCAUCGGUUUCAACGUGGAGACGGUCGAAUACAAGAACUUGAAAUUCACCAUCUGGGAUGUGGGCGGCAAACAUAAGCUGAGGCCUCUCUGGAAACACUACUACCUGAACACUCAAGCGGUGGUGUUCGUCAUCGACAGCUGCCACAGAGACCGACUGAUGGAGUCCCACAGCGAGCUCGCCAAACUACUGACAGAGAAGGAGCUGAGAGACGCUUUGUUGCUCAUCUUUGCGAACAAACAGGAUGUCCCCGGAGCCGUCUCUGUGGAGGAGAUGACGGAGCUGCUGAGCCUACACAAGCUGUGCUGUGGGAGGAGCUGGCACAUUCAGGGCUGCGACGCCCGCAGUGGGAUGGGUCUCCACGAGGGGCUGGAUUGGCUCUCCAGACAGCUGGUGGCCGCCGGCGUCCUGGACGUGGCCUAAACGUCUCCUGACUCUCCCCUCAGCGACUGAACCCAAACAUAAACUGUAAAGGCUGUAAGCCCUCUCUCCUCAUCUUUCCUUCUUUGUGCAGCACCGCAUCAAAGAAAACAAAGAUGUAAAUACAAUCUCUCGCUUUACUGAAUCUGAAGACGGAGCAGACCCAACCUCGGCGGCCAAAACACAACAUCACACAAGAUAACGGGCAAUUAGAGGUGUUUCCAAACUGACACCUUUUAUUUCAUCCUUUUUUUGACACAUUUUGAAUCUUAAAGACUGAAAGGUACAAAAGAUUUGGAAUCGCUCCAGCUGCUUCAGUCAGGAGCUGCAGAUCAGGCUGUAAUGGUUUCAGUGUAAUCAAAGUUUGUCCACUCAGAGUUCUUAUUUCAGGAUCAAGUGUCCAAAAACACAACAAAAGUGAUCCCUACACAUUUAGGGCACAUUAGAAUCCGGACAGGGUGAGCAGGGCCCUGACAAGAGGUAGAGGCCUGGUGAUAAGAGUGAUUAUGUGGCUCUCUUUCGGCACUCACAUGCUGCCAUUACAAGGAUGCAGGAGGUGUGAUCGCUGGAUGAAGUCGUUCCUUCAUCUGAGGUAGUAACAGAGGCAGAACUAGGGGGAAGAAGGUGACGCAGUGUUAAUGCAUGUCUUAAAGUUACAUUUUUUGGUGCAUUUUUCCCUUUAUUUGAUUGGACAGUUGAAGAGAGACAGGACAUGUGGAGAGUGUGGGAGGACAUGCAUUAAAUGGUCAAGGCUGGAAGCGAACCUGCAAUCUUUGCAACAAAGGCUAUGGCCUCUGUAUAUGGGGCUCGCGCUUAGACCCCAGUGUGCAUGCACGUCUGAGCCUCCUGAGCUUCUGCAACCCCUGUACUCCGAUGUGCAAUCACACUGUGACACCAAUGUUACACCGUUUCUGGACUCCAGUGACAAAAACAGUCUGCCUAACUUGCACAGAAUGGGAGUUGCUGAUCCUCUGCUUCCUCCUGCUGUUCCUUACUUUAAUAUAUUUGAGUUAGUUUCUCUAGAUGCUUGGUUCAGAUCAUAGACUGUAUAAAUAACGGAGGUAGUAUCCGUGACGUCACCCUUUUGUUUCUGAAGAGCUGUUUUGAAGCUAAUCGUUGAAGGCAGCCAUAUUGCUGCUGUUGAGCGAUUAUGACGUUAAUAGCUGUUUUGACGAAAACAAAAAUAGCAUUGAAACAGGAAGUGAUCAAAACUGGUGUCAGGAUUGUUUAAGUUAGAUUCUGUACUUGCAGUGCAAAAAGAAAAACCCAACUUACUGAGCUUAUUUGUCCAGUUCUUAAUCAAAUAUCUCACUACACUCCACCGGACAAGUCAAACUAUUAAUCUUAUUUCAAGAUAUUCCAACAAACAUAAGGAUUUAAAGCUCCUGUGAGGAGAAACACCCCAACGCGCCCUCUACUGGUAAGUUUAGAUGCCGACCACAUCGUGUUCCCCAAAGCCUGAGACAGAUGGGCAGCGAGAGCCAGCACAUCCCUCCUUUUCCCUCCAUUCAAUACAAGGCUCACGACCAUAGACGGCGGUCUGUUUCUGAAGCGCUGUUUUGAGGCCAAUCGGCGGUGGCAGCCAUAUUGGAAAUGUUGAACUCAACAUAACUUCUAUUGAGCUAGAGUGACAUAACGAGGCGGGCUUUGAGCCUCCUCGCCAACAGCUAGUCAGCUGUGCCUCUCAUUGGAAGACUCGUAAUCUCAAUAUCUUUGAAGUUACGGUGUUAUGAAAAAAUUCACCCCCCGUACAGUGUGUGCCGAUCAAGAAAUGAGCUAUCCAGACUACACUUGUUUUUUGAACCAGGCUGUAAACAUGUUUAUUUCUGCUGUAAAGAUCGACUUUUUUGAAUGGGUGUGUAUGUGGUCUCUGGUACUUCUGGAGCCAGCCCUCUGGUGGACACUCGAUGAACUGCAGUUUUUAACACUUAUGCAUUUUAGACCGGAUGUUGCUGCUUGGUUCAGGGUCAGUUAUGUGCAAAAUGCAUAACAGGAAAACAACAAACCAGUGGAGGCAGUGGCUGCAGAAGCUCCCAUGUCAUGCAGGAUCUCCCCUCUCUGAAGGCGUCUCCUCUUUUGAUGAUGUUGGAGAAUAAUCUGAAACAAGCCCUCUAAGUGAACCAGAUUACACUGACUCUCAUUACAGCCUGUUCUUGAAUUUAAUCCAAACAGCCAAUCAGAUGUCAGAACACUUCUCCAGAAGGUUCAGGUUUAACACCCCCUCCGCUCUCAUCCUGCUUCACGUCUUUCGGCAGCUGACUCUCUAACACGUCGCUUUCUUUCCUGUCCUCCUCGUUUUCUGACUCCUUCUUCUUCUUCUUCUUCUUCUUCUUCGCUAACGUAGGUCAAGACGCGUUGAAACGCUCCCUGUAACCCUAACUGAGUAGAUUUAACGGUCAUCAUAGCGUCAUAUACGUACAUUUAAUCCUGUAGACCCAGAGAACACAGUGAAUAUCUACUCUUCAUGCUCGCUUCAGUGACCCUGCAGGUAAGUCAGACGGAUAGAAAUGCUCUCUUUGAUUGAUUUCUGUGGCUUCAAUCUGACGCUGUAAUGUCCGGACUCUGCCUUGACAUCUAAUGUAAGCAAUAGCUGUUCAGUGUCGUCUUUAAGUUCUGUGUGUGUGUUUUUUAUUAUUGUGUAUAAUAUGAUCCUAUUUAAUGCCACAGCUGGUCUUGAAAUGGCGCACCAGUCUAGUUUGUUUUGGUUUUUGAAUGUAGUGUUUUCUGUCACAGAAGCGUUUACUGAACUUAUUUAUGAGCGUGGACUUUGAUACGAGGCUGCGGGGAGAACUUCAGUCUUUUUAUGCACCGAUUCUGCCUCCGUUUUGUGGAGUUUGUCGCACGCAGGAUUUGUGGAAUGCACUUGUUUGCUGCCUCACUACGAGUUUUUAUUGGAAGCAAAUUAACCUGCUGUUUUCUUAGUAGUCCGAGUAUUAAUCUCACCGCAGAUCAAAGUCGUCUUGUGAAACUAUUUAAACAUCUACUAGGUCCUGUGUGUGUGCGGUGUGCGUGAGACUGUGCACCCUGAAAUCUACAGCCUUCAGUAAUAAUGUGAAACGUAGUGAAAUAUUAAACCUAACACUGACACACUCGUCUUGUAAUUAUUAAGGAACCGUCGUUUGACUUUUGAUUUCAUCUUUAUUCAUUGCUAUGUAAUGUUAACUAUUUGUAUCUAUGUAUAAAAGUUAAAAAGAAGCACGUGUGAAAAAAAGCCUUUCCACAUCGUUUGUGAAACAUUUCCAUUCGUUCUUUUGAAACAUUGAAGCACAAAGCGAGUUCAAACCUUUGUUACUAGUCGACUUGAUGAUGAUGAUGAUGAUGAUGAUGAUGAUGGCUUUUGUAAAUUAUUCAUAAUGUGAUGCUAUAAAAUAAAACUAACUGAACGUA